UAUUGCAGCAAGCUUUGAAUUGUCCGAACGAGACCUGCCUUUUUGGAUUUUUGAGGUCUUCGGGUGGUUGGAAAGAUAGAUCCCCGAAAGUCUACGUGACUAUGAGCGAUGUUUCCUUGCGGAUUCGAAUUCUCAUAGCUUUAGGUUUUGGGUGAUGAGUUCUAUUUCUUUCUAAGCACUGGUAUGGAUUGGCAUGGCAAUAGCAGUUGUAUCUUCGUUGAUUCUGAUGGGUGAUGGAAAUUGAGUUCAAGUGAAGCUAGUUUUCAGGGUUUAGUAUUUUAUGGAAAAGAAAGGGUUACUCAUGCAAGUGACCAUGAAUAACAGAGCUGUGGCUGCGCUCCUUCAUGUAUUUAUUUGCUUCUUGUUGAGUAUUAGUACAGGCUAUGGUACCGCAACUGAUAUUUAUUGCUUGAGGACUCUAAAAGACUCGGUGGAAGACCCUUUAAACUACCUAAACUCGUCAUGGCUUUUUAACAAUAAUACAGAGGGGUACAUCUGCAAAUUUACUGGCAUCGAGUGCUGGCACCCUGAUGAGAAUAGAGUCUUAAACAUCAGGCUCUCAGACAUGGGGUUGAAGGGCCAGUUCCCUCGGGGUAUUGAGAACUGCACUAGCUUGACAGGUUUAGAUCUUUCUAGCAACAAUUUCACUGGAUCCAUUCCAUCGGACAUCUCUAAAAGGCUUCCGUAUGUGACAUCUCUUGAUCUCUCUUCAAAUGGCUUCACUGGUGAGAUCCCACUGAGCUUGGUAAACUGUACCUAUCUGAAUAUCCUGAAACUUGACAACAACCGAUUAACUGGUCAGAUCCCUCUGCAACUUGGCCUGCUCACUCGGAUAAAGACAUUUACUGUUACAAAUAAUCAGUUGUCUGGGCAAGUUCCCACCUUUGUCAAUGCUACAAUUACAGCAGAUAGCUAUGCAAAUAAUCUAGGACUGUGUGGGAAACCUUUGGAUCCUUGCAAGGCGAUCCAGAGUAAAUCUCAGGGUGCAGUAGUUGUUGGAUCGACAAUUGCUGGGGUGGCUGUUACAUUGUUUGUUGUUGGAGUUGCCCUUUUCUUCUGGUCGCGUAAAGUGUCCAUUAAGAAGAAAGAUGAUGACCCUGAUGGAAACAAGUGGGCCAGGAGUUUAAAGGGAAUCAAAGGCAUCAAGGUUUCCAUGUUCGAGAGGUCAGUUUCGAAAAUGAGGUUGAAUGAUCUGAUGAAGGCUACUAACAAUUUCAGCAAAGAUAAUAUCAUUGGGUCUGGAAGAACAGGGACAAUGUACAAGGCAGUGCUCCCAGAUGGCUCUGCCCUAAUGGUUAAGAGGUUGCAAGACUCUCAACGCUCUGAGAAAGAGUUUAUUUCUGAGAUGACUACUCUGGGGAAUGUAAAACAACGUAACUUGGUUCCACUCAUGGGUUUUUGUGUGGCAAAGAAGGAGAAGCUUCUGGUUUAUAAGCAUAUGUCAAAUGGGACCCUCUAUGAUCGUCUACAUGCCGUGGGACCUGAGGGAAGGGCUAUGGACUGGCCCCUAAGGCUUAGAAUUGCGAUAGGGGCUGCCAGAGGUCUAGCAUGGCUCCAUCAUAGCUGCAAUCCCCGCAUUAUACAUCGAAACAUAAGCUCAAAGUGCAUCUUAUUGGAUCAGGAUUUUGAGCCAAAAAUAUCUGAUUUUGGGCUAGCUAGACUCAUGAAUCCAAUUGACACUCACUUGAGCACUUUUGUGAAUGGGGAGUUUGGGGACUUGGGCUAUGUUGCUCCAGAAUACCCGCGGACACUUGUUGCUACUCCUAAGGGGGAUGUUUUCAGUUUUGGAACUGUUCUUCUUGAAUUGGUUACUGGUGAGAAACCUACCCAUGUUGCUAAUGCCCCUGAAAGCUUCAAAGGGAAUUUGGCGGAGUGGGUUACACAGCUGUCCUAUAACUCUAAUCUCCAGGAUGCCAUUGAUAAAUCAUUGGUUAGGAAGGGUUUUGAUGGUGAGCUUUUCCAGUUUCUUAAAGUUGGACGCAAUUGUGUCCUGCCAACUCCCAAGGAAAGACCUACAAUGUUUGAAGUGUACCAGCUUCUUAGAGCUAUUGGUGAGAGAUACAAUUUCACAGUUGAUGAUGAGAUUUGGGUGCCAUCUGACACGAGUAAUGUUGAUUACCCUGACGAGCUUAUUGUCGCUAUGGAAAUGAAAGAGCUACACUGAGAAGGUACGAUAAAGUAAAAUGUAAUUCUAGACGCCAAAUGGAAACUCCAUAAUCAAUGCAUAAUUUCCUUGGUGUAGCUUUUCAACAGAAUGCUUGCUCCUUAUGUUUAUAGAGUUUUAAAUAUUGCUUUUAGCCUUCUGAAGUUGGAAGCUUACUUGUAUAUUUUCUAAUUAUCCAGCGGCCUCAAGAGAUUAUUCACUCUCUUCUCGACUUGUAUAUCUUGUCCCAUUAUGUCUUUCUGUUUAAGGGAUACCUAUAAGAAUCGUAGAGAGGUAGUCUCUUUCCU
Telopea speciosissima is the source of this 2451-nucleotide messenger RNA. Its product is annotated as probably inactive leucine-rich repeat receptor-like protein kinase At5g48380. The transcript is spliced from 3 exons. NCBI's taxonomy places the organism in Eukaryota, Viridiplantae, Streptophyta, Magnoliopsida, Proteales, Proteaceae. Gene Ontology annotation, molecular function: protein kinase activity; protein binding; ATP binding. Gene Ontology annotation, biological process: protein phosphorylation. Bases 281 to 2164 code for a protein of 627 amino acids. The record is from RefSeq and is a predicted model, not a curated record.